UAUCACAGAAUUCAGAUAAAUUAAAUCCGAUUAUCCAAGCUCCGAUCCGAAAAACUGAAUUAAGUUAAGUUAAGUUUGAAUAAAUAAGUCAUAAAGUUCAUUUACAACAUAAAAAAGAACAAUAGUCUUCACCUCUACUUCAACUUAAAAACAUUAAGCACCUGAAAAACCAUCGACAUGUCGCUCAUGGGAAAGCCAUUAUUGUACUCAUACUGGAGAAGUUCCUGCGCGUGGAGAGUUCGUAUAGCGCUCAACUUGAAGGAAAUCGCUUACGAUAUCAAACCGAUAAGUUUGGUGAAAGCAGGAGGAGAGCAGCAUUUUAAUGAAUUUAGAGACGUUAAUCCAAUGGAGCAAGUUCCUGCGUUGCAAAUUGAUGGAUGUACGUUGGUAGAAUCGUUGAGUAUAAUGCACUAUUUGGAAGAAACACGACCUCAAAGACCGCUAUUGCCUCAGGAUGUUCAUAAAAGAGCCAAAGUCAGAGAAAUUUGCGAAAUAAUUGCUUCAGGUAUUCAACCUUUGCAAAAUCUAACUGUUCUCAUAUAUGUUGGAGAAGACAAACAGAAAGAAUGGGCUCAGCAUUGGAUUAAUCGAGGUCUCAGAGCUGUAGAAAAACUUCUCUGUACUUCGGCUGGAAAAUAUUGUGUAGGUGAUGAAAUCACUUUAGCUGACUGUUGUCUGGUUCCUCAAAUUUUCAACGCCAGGAGAUUUCAAGUUGACCUCAGACCAUUCCCAAUCACAUUGAGAAUCGAUCGAGAAUUGGAAAAUCAUCCAGCUUUUCGAGCAGCUCAUCCGUCCUGUCAACCAGAUUGCCCUCCGGAAGUAGCCAAAUAAAUUGUAUUACUUACUUCGAUAUCUUUAUUUAAAUUUAUUCGGUGCUAAGUACUAAAAAUGUUUUCUAUGAUUUCCAUUCUUUUCUAGUCACCAUUUUCCAUUUUCAACUUUUGAAUAGUAUAUGUUACCUUUGCGUAGGAAAUUAUCGCUAAAAUUUCUCUCAUUUCGAUGUGUGAAUUUAUUCGUGAUUUUGUUUUUCACUUCAAGCGCUCAAAGUUGCGUUUAAUAUUUUAUAGUUUGUUAAUAUUCCGUAUUUUUAUUGAAAAAAGCAUAAAGACGAAGGCCAGAUUGCAAGGAGGAGAAAGCGAUAAGAUAUUUUUAAGGAUAAAAGUUAUCCAAAAAUGGAAAAAAUUCGUUCUAAGAUAAUUCAUUGUGAGUUGGUAUUCCCUCGAGAUGUAUCGAGAUUGUGGGCGUUAUUUCAGCUCGAAAAUAUAGUACAAAAUUUAUUUCGUUUAAACAUUUUACUUACGUCUUCCUUCAUAUUUCAUAAUGCAAAAUGUAUAUAGUAAUAAUGUCAUAUUGCUUAAUUUAGUCGAUGGUGUUCAUUAAUUGGAAAAUAAUUCAACAUUGAGUUUGUAAAAAAUGUAUACCGAUACUUAGUUAUUUAAAAUAAGCUAUUGAAAUAUUGCAAAAUUAUUCCAUUUAGUAUUUAUUCUUUGUAAAAUUUUUAAAAUUAAAGUGUUCCAUUUUUAAA
Planococcus citri (citrus mealybug) is the source of this 1525-nucleotide messenger RNA. Its product is annotated as probable maleylacetoacetate isomerase 2. Gene Ontology annotation, biological process: L-phenylalanine catabolic process; glutathione metabolic process. The transcript is spliced from 7 exons. Gene Ontology annotation, cellular component: mitochondrion; cytoplasm. The record is from RefSeq and is a predicted model, not a curated record. The coding region runs from base 178 to 831 and encodes 217 amino acids. Lineage: Eukaryota; Metazoa; Arthropoda; Insecta; Hemiptera; Pseudococcidae. Gene Ontology annotation, molecular function: glutathione transferase activity; maleylacetoacetate isomerase activity.